Molecule: messenger RNA, 630 nt
Organism: Parastagonospora nodorum SN15
Lineage: Eukaryota; Fungi; Ascomycota; Dothideomycetes; Pleosporales; Phaeosphaeriaceae
Exons: 2
Coding region: 1-630 (209 amino acids)
Source: RefSeq, a predicted model, not a curated record
AUGGCCUGCUCUGGUCAUGAAGACUUGCGCCCAUGCGGGCCAUCUUUCCCCUCAGAACAUUGUUGUCCUCGGAGGAGCUAUUGUCACACAGUUCUCCUUGGAAACGAUACAUCUCGUUCGUAUGCCACAACCAGUUGUCCUGGUGGGUCAAAUUGCGCUUUGAUCAAAACCAUUACCUGCGAUCCGAGUCAGUACAAUGCGACCCUACAUCCGGAAAGCCAGGUGCAUGUUGGGGAGACGUAUAUCUACAACAUUGGAAUUGACGUCUUUCGCUCUAAGCGCUACUUCCACGAACACGCCUAUCGCCACCGCGACUUCGAACUCGAUGCCUUCAUCGUCUCCUUCGCCGUCGCGCAGAAGCGGUAUCAUGGGUAUUGCACUUGCAGUGCUCUUGGUGGCCUUUUACUGGUUUCACUCAUCCUCCGAAUUGUUAUCGGAAGAAUAUCUGGACUACCGUUCAAAAUGCUCAGAACUGGGACGAAUGGACACGAAGAGAAUAUUUCAUGGGGCGAACCCGAGCUGGAAGACACCAUGGGCACACAGCAGGAACUUGUCCACGGAGAGUCAAGCACGGACAGACGUGCUCAUGAGCUACCCACGAGUCGGAACGUAAGCGAGCUUCCGGUUUGA